AUGUCGGAUUAUAAUUUCGACCACUCGGGUUUCACCCAAGAACAUGUCCGGCAUCUCCAAGAAAACCCUCUUGAAGCUUGUCAGCGAGAAAAUGAAUCGCUUCGUAUUAGACUGGAAACGUUCAAUCGUAUGCUUCUCGAAGCUAAAGAGGAAUCGCAAGCAAGAUUAAAUCGUUGCGAAAUCACGGGAGAUGGUGAUCAGAUGAAAGCAGAAUUGAAAAAAUUGAAAGAGAGGAAAGAUGAGAAAGAAGAAACAGAUGAUGUUUCUCUUGAGCAGCAGAGAAAUAGAAUUGCAGAGGAGCUUGAGGAAGCAAAGGAGGUCAUUAGGGGAAAAGAACUUCAUAUACAACAUUUAAAGGAAGAAGCCAGGAAACAAAUCCAUGCGUUGCUGGCACAAAGAGAUGAUAUGAGACAGCAAUUGGAGAUCUUGACGGAGAAUUUCAUAGGUACUCCGCCGAAGGAGAUUACGCCAAAAGGAGACACACCACUGAGAGGAACACCGGAGCAAAACACAGAACGGCCGCCUGGUAGAUCCGGUGCUAGUGCGGGCCUAGGUAGUGCUAAUUUCAAAGGCAGUAGACGAAUCUUGCAUGCCCCUUCUCCUUUGAGACAACAGUCUUCUACCACCGAAUCGUUAUCGAAAAGACAAAGAUCUACAUUACCAGAGACUUGUCAACCGCAUCAAAGAACUCGAGAGAAGGAAUCUGCGUCUCGAGCGCUAUCACGACAUGUCCACGUAACACGCGCAAUCCUCAGUUUGACACCCAUUCAUUUCGAAGCAUAUCGUGAACGCAAAGAGGCUAAGAGGAAAGAGGGAAUGGUAUUGCUCGAUAUCACGGACAAGGAACGUAAGAUUCUACGAAAACAAAAUCGGAAGCUCGAAAAACAGUUGCAGGCAUUGGCGGAUCUGAGAUGCAAGGAUAAAGAGAAAGAUACGGGGGAUGCACAGGAUUUAUACUCACACAAGCUCAACAUGAUGUAA
Molecule: messenger RNA, 981 nt
Organism: Botrytis sinoallii
Lineage: Eukaryota; Fungi; Ascomycota; Leotiomycetes; Helotiales; Sclerotiniaceae
Exons: 4
Coding region: 1-981 (326 amino acids)
Source: RefSeq, a predicted model, not a curated record